Pocillopora verrucosa is the source of this 554-nucleotide messenger RNA. Its product is annotated as small ribosomal subunit protein uS19. Gene Ontology annotation, biological process: ribosomal small subunit assembly; translation. Gene Ontology annotation, cellular component: cytosolic small ribosomal subunit; ribosome. The record is from RefSeq and is a predicted model, not a curated record. NCBI's taxonomy places the organism in Eukaryota, Metazoa, Cnidaria, Anthozoa, Scleractinia, Pocilloporidae. Gene Ontology annotation, molecular function: structural constituent of ribosome; RNA binding.
GUUAUCUCCACCGUGAAGAGUUGGGCCCUACUUUUGUGUUAUCCUUUUUUCCUUUGCUUCCAAACAUAAGGCGACAUGGCUGAACAAGAACAGCCGAAGAAGAAGAGGACUUUUCGCAAAUUCACCUUCCGUGGCGUUGACCUCGAUCAGCUUCUCGACUUAUCUCAUGACCACCUUAUGGAACUGGUUCACUGCCGGGCCAGGCGACGAUUUUCACGGGGACUUAAGAGGAAACCGGUUCACCUCAUGAAGCGGUUGAGAAAAGCGAAGAAAGAGGCUGCUCCAAUGGAGAAACCUGAGGUUGUAAAGACACAUCUAAGGAACAUGAUCAUUCUUCCUGAGAUGAUUGGUAGCAUGGUGGGUGUUUACAACGGAAAAACCUUCAACCAAGUGGAAAUAAAGCCAGAAAUGGUUGGCCAUUAUCUUGGGGAGUUCUCAAUCACAUACAAGCCUGUGAAGCAUGGCCGACCUGGUAUUGGUGCCACUCACUCAUCUCGUUUUAUUCCUCUGAAGUAGUUAACCCACUUCAAUAAAAUGUCAAGCUGUUAAUUUGA